AACCGCCAGCGACAUUACCCGCAUCGGUCUGUGCAUGCUGAGCUGACUGGGAGGAGGUGGGAUCUAGCCAAGGUUUACGUGCGAGCCGUGCAGAUUGCCAACCACGACUUCCACUGCCAACGAAGGAUUUUUUAUCGAGAGGAAAUCGUUACUACGAGGAAGCCCCCCCCCCCCCCCUCCCCUUGGUGGGACCCCUCCCCUCCCUGCCAACAACAUACAUUUAUCCACCACCUUCUUUAUUUAUCGUCGUUUUUUUGUUUUUGUUUUUGCCUGUGCUUCCCACUCAGCGAGGUCCCCGUUGACCACAGCCUCUUCACCACCGUUAACAUCACAGGCUGUGUGAUGAGGUCGCCCUGCAGCUGGGCUUUGGUUACGCGAAGAUAAGGCGGUGCAUGUUGCCAGUUUCAGUUUGGGUCAACUUUGUCGCUUUUUUAAAGCCCUUCUUGCACCCCGAGUGUGUGAAGAAAUACCCAGCAGAAGAACACAGCUACUAUUGGGACUGAGGGAACUGCCGACUAUCCAUGAGCUCCGAUUUCCCUCACUACAGUUUCAGGAUGCCAAAUAUAGGGUUCCAGAAUCUUCCCCUUAAUAUCUACAUUGUGGUGUUUGGGACAGCCAUCUUUGUCUUCAUCCUCAGCCUCCUCUUCUGCUGCUACUUAAUAAGGUUACGGCACCAGGCGCACAAAGAGCUAUAUGCAUACAAACAAGUCAUUCAGAAGGAAAAAGUCAAAGAGCUAAAUUUGCAUGAGAUUUGUGCAGUGUGCUUGGAGGAGUUCAAACAGAAAGACGAGCUGGGGAUUUGUCCGUGCAAACAUGCCUUCCAUAGGAAGUGCCUCAUUAAGUGGUUGGAGGUGAGGAAAGUGUGUCCGCUGUGCAACAUGCCCGUCCUGCAGCUCGCCCAGCAGGCCGGCAGCACGGACGCUCCUGUGCCAAUACAGCAGCCUCUACCCGGCAUCGAGAACCUGGUGUAGCAGACUCGAAACCUCUCUUAUAGUACACGACAAACACACACAAAUACACAUCCCGUCACUCAUACUCUCACUUGUACAGGUACACCUUUGGUAUGAGUCUGUGUGCAGAGCGGAGAAACAGGGGUUCAUGUGCAGAUACCCACGAGAACUGUGACUCUUCAGCCAUCGUCUCUUAUUCUUGCAUUGGUUCACAAAAGGUUUCCUUAUAUCAGUUCUAACUGAUAAUCAACUGUAUUAAUGUUUUGGUUUUUUUUCGCGGGCAAUGAAGAAUAGUGAUGGAUAAUAGAAGUUUCCUUCUUGACCAAGACGUGGUCGAUAACUUUUUCUCAACCAAAGCACUUUUCUGGGGACACCAGCUUAAGACCAGGAGGAAAAAAACACAAAAGCCAAGAACUACAGUACACUAAAAUAUAAAUUGUUUAACUUUUUUUUUUUAACAAGCACUUUACGAUAAGGCAAACCUUAAUUGCUUGUGAUCCUAGUAGCAAGGUUAUGUUUUAUAUUGUAUCAUUAACUAUUAUUCUAUGUACAGUACAAAGCCACAUGGGCUUUGAUUUUUAAUAAGUAAACUAGUAAACUUUGAUUUGUAAAAAAAUAUAUCUGAAAGGCACAACAAAACCUGUCAGUAGAUAGAUGUCAGGAAAUUUGGACAGUGCUUUAGUUGUAAUUGCGCACACACAUGACAAAUUAAGGUCAAAGCAACCUAAAUGUGAAAGGUUUGAAUGUGUUGAAACAGAAUUCUUCACACUGAGCCUAUAGAAAUGUUUUCCCUCAUUGAUGCCCUGUUUGUCAUUCAUUACAAUGUGACUGUUGUCGUUAUCCUUUGUUAUUAUUCUGUCAAUACAGGAAGGUGAUACAGUGAACAAAUUAUCUUUUUUAUGAAAGGAAUACACAGAGACAUCCACCAUAAACGAGUGCAGGCUAUAUCCUGUUAUCCCAGGUAUUACUCAAAAAAACGAUUCAGGAUAUCUCCAACGGGAAUCACAGUUACAAAGCAACUGCUCCAACUACUGUGAUUAUUUAAACCGGUGUAAAACCUGGUGCUUUAUCUAAAAAAAAACUAUUUUACAGAACAAACACCAGUAAUAAGGCAAUGUUAAACAAAGAUCUAAACACGUAACGUAAAUAUUUCAGUUUUAUUUUGUUCUGCUGCAUCAUUUUGUUUUAUUGAAGCCGUUCUGUGUGAAUGUCACAGUGGCUUGCUUCAGAUUAGGGCUGAGACAUUUCUGAAAACAAAACAACAGAUGUCAAAAAGUCAUGUUGAUUAAUCUUAAACUAGCAUCAUAUAUAUCCUGCUAGAAUAGGUCAAUACCUCAAUUUUGGAAGAGGGCAGGAUGAAGCGGGCUUUUGCCUUCUUUGCUGUUCAUCUCCUAUUUAAAAUGCUCUGCAUACACAGUUGCAGUUACUUUUGCUUCUAUCCAAGUAGAGUAUUUGUAUUUAUUUUUUAAUUUAUUAUAAUUUCUAGGUACAGCUGCAUAGAGUGAAUGAGUAAGUGGAUUGACACCUGCAUCAGAAUGACUGCCCUCAGCAGAUAAUCAGCAUAUCUAUUUGGUCAAGAAAUACACACUACAUGCACAAAGGGAGGGGCUUGAGCUGCCCCCAUGGACGGGUUGCCAGAGAGUCAGUGGUCAGCAGGUUGUAAUGAAGCAGCAUUUUCAUUCAUGCACACACACACAGGCACACAAAGGGUAGCUCUGCUUUGUGACUGCAGUAUUCUGGUGCUUUCGCCGCUCUCCCUCUUUCUAUACGGUACAGGAUGCUUUUUGUUUUGUGCCACACAUACAGUAACUCUAAGUCGUACCAGCUUUUGUGGUUAUGUUUUUGUCCUCAUCCCUUGUUAGCUGCAUUUGGUAAAUGGGUUGUGCGACAAUGUGCUGAUCUGAAAACGGCAGCUGAAAAAAAAACUUGUGUCAAAAGUGAUGGACUUUGGAUAAGUUGGAGAUUUCCUUUACUGUGAUAUUGUCAAAUGACAAUACAUUCUCACUAUAGGCACAGUCCCUGAUCCAAUUGUAAACAAAAGAAUAGUCCCACCAUGAAAAAAUGUAAACUGACACAAUGAAAUACAUUAGACAGCAAUUAGAUCACAUUUUUCAAUGUCUUUGGUGCUAUAAAAAGGUUUGUUUACAUGUUGUUUUAUGUUUACAAACAUUAUUGAUGGAAACAGGCUUAUAUUCUGAAUUCAAGUUGGUUUAGAAACACACCAAAACCCAAUUACUAUUUAACUCAAAUAUAUUUUGGAAUAUACUUAUAAUUAAGCUAAAAAAAACAUUGAUUGUGCCUUUAAAAACUCAAAAUUUGCUUUUAGACUUUGUUCUCCAACAGCAAACAGUCUCACAGGUUCCCAACACAUGGACGUUUUUAAAAGUGACAAUGUGCUUUUAUGGCAGGAACGCUUUGUUACCCUUCCUCUGUGUUUUCAAUGUUUCAUCUCUGCUGAAUGCCUGCCCACACCUCACAGCGAUGGAUCAGAGCACGCAGCAAGGUGAAAAUGUCAACUGUUAGACGAGAGCAAAAGCAGGAUUUCAUGAUCCUGUAUGUAGCGUAUUAGUCGGUUGUCCCAUGCCCUUAUCGAAGUCCAGUCCUCCGACAUAAAUGCAACGCAUUGCCUCCACUGACGAGAAAGUGUUAACAUUUUAAAGCGACUCGGAUUUAAAGAAACAUAUUGUUCACAUUAGCGUUAUUUGAACAAAAACUGCCACAAUUAUAAAAACAAGACGAGGGCUGUGUUAAUUGGCAAUUUCAAACCCACAGUGUAUUAAUGAUUAACUUUGUGAUCAGACAAUAAUUUAUAUUGCCUGUUAGUGAAGAGGUGUUGGCGUCAUCAUUGUUACAUGUAUGUAGACAGUAGUAGUGUAGUUAUACAUAAGGUGCACUAAAAUUGCUCCUUCAUGAACCAAAUGGCAGCCGAACACUUCCUGCCAUUUGGCCAUCUUAAGUGUUGUGUUUGAUUGUAAACACUUUUAGCCUUUCCACCAGACUUCCCCGUUUCCUUCCUGUGUGCCGUCAUAAUCCCGCUGAAAACAAAGUGCCAAUCCAAAAUGAACUGUUGUGAAUCAAAGCCCCAGUCAGUAAGAAAUAAUGUUUUGCAUUUUUAAAGCAAAGGAGAAAGGGUGCAGUCUUCGUCACAUUGUGGCCAAAAGAGAAUGGAAACUGAGUCAGCCAUGAAUAUAAUAGAUGAAUAUAAGAAAUGGCUUCCCGCCACUGAAAUCAUUGACGUCAGUGCUGCUUCUGAGUUAUCUCCAUUAUAAAUAGACAAGACACAAUGAGAUGAAGUAUCAGUCGGGGACACCACUUCACAUCAGAAAUUGACUGAUACUCAAGAGUAGAGAGCGUCACAAGGCCAUUUAUAUGAUUGUGCCUUUCAGUGCACAAUAUUUGAUGGCAGUGUUCUGUAAGAAUAUGAAAAAACUCUCCUGUUUUAUUAAAAGAAAUGUGGUACCAACAUCCUCUAUAGAUGAAGGGUUUAAUUAUAUUUCCAUGGUUGGUUUUAGCAACCAGACCAUUUAAUCAGUUUUUUAAUCUCUAUCACUGCCGCCCUGAAGUCGACUUUCCUCUUGUUUUUAUGGUGUUAUUUAUUCCUCCGAGGCUCUUGUCGUGCCGUUCCAAGUCACAAAUAACUUCCUCGCUCUUUGUCCAAACAGACCCUGCUACCUUUACCAGUGUACCCAAGCACCACUCCCCUACCCACACACCCUUUUUUGUUAACACUGAUUACGUUUGUGGACCCUCACAGACAUUGUUUGUAAAACUAAGAAUUCUGCAGCAGAAUAUUUUUGGAGACAAUUUGCUGUACAGUAUUUGUAAGCUCUAUUUUUGUAUAUUGCUAUUUUGGAGAAAAUAAUAUGCAUUUCUUUUUUCUUUUCUUGUUUUUGCUAAUUUCAUGUUUAUUCAUUUUAAGAAAAUGUUGCAUGUGACUGACUUGAACUGUAAAUAAAAUGUCCAAGUUUUGGAAAGAUUUGGGUGUUUA
This is a messenger RNA of Anarrhichthys ocellatus (wolf-eel), 4938 nucleotides long. RefSeq names its product ring finger protein 24 (gene rnf24). Gene Ontology annotation, cellular component: endomembrane system. The transcript is spliced from 6 exons. Gene Ontology annotation, biological process: proteasome-mediated ubiquitin-dependent protein catabolic process. The coding region runs from base 522 to 971 and encodes 149 amino acids. The record is from RefSeq and is a predicted model, not a curated record. Gene Ontology annotation, molecular function: zinc ion binding; ubiquitin protein ligase activity. Lineage: Eukaryota; Metazoa; Chordata; Actinopteri; Perciformes; Anarhichadidae.